AGAUAUGGCAAUGAACGACGAAGGAAGGUAGUUGGCGCAACUAUCUUCUAAAUUUAGAGGAAUUCACGCCUUUCGCUAUAUAAAUAGCGAGAGGACGAUUAUUCAUUGCGUUCGACACGACCCACGACAAUCGCCGCCGACGAAAACUACUCGAUCAUCAUGACCGGCCGACAGGAUGUUGCCCCUAUUUCUUCUGUCAAGGCAGAAAGUGUUCACAAAAACGUUCAUAAUUUCCAGGGCCAGGAAGAUGUAUUUCGAAGAGAAGAUUUACUGAAACAAGCCAGGCGUUCUGGGCAAACAUCCAAGUCUUCUAGGCCCCCAAUGGAGAUUUAUAGCCCCCGUAAGAUAAUCACCAAAAAUGGAUCAAAAGUGCAUUUUGCGGAGGGCAAUGUCAUCAAGAAAAGUUCUCCCCCUCCAUCAAAUUCACUACCUGUCGAGCUUAAAAGUGCUUUGAAGCGUUCCAAAAGUUUUACUGCUAAUGAACCAAAUGAAUUGGAUGUUAUAGGAUUUGAAAAAGAUGCUUUCCCUGUUGAAUUUCAAGGCUUAAUUCGUAGAGCUGUUCUUGAUCCAAACUCGUUGCCUUGCCAAAAGCUUAUGGAAUUAGUGCGCUUGAUUUGUAGUAAAGCUGUGGAACAUAUUCAGUACUCAGAACCAGCAGCAAGGCUUUGUUUCUCCAUUAUUGAAAAGGAGCAUGACCAUACCUUCCUUGAAAGUCUCCAGAACUGCUGCAGAGAAUGGUUCAAUGAGCGGGAUAAGUUGCUUCGCAUGCCCAUCUUGCUGUCGACCGGUACGACCACCUCGGGAUUGAGACGUUGGACCGCCUAUGUCUCUUUUCUCACCGAGCUCUAUUUUCGAGUCAAGAAUCAGCAUUGCCAAGUUGUUCCUCCGAAUGCCACUGGGAACAUGCCUGUUCAACUGAUUGGGCCUCAUCCUAACUCUCCGAUGGCUCACUUAGCCUUGACCCUUCAGACGUUGCUAUUUGAGUGUGCUAACAUCAUAUUGAAACCUCCGUCCCUCAAUAGCGAGGCUGAAGUGGAUGUCCUUCGUAAAAUGUUGGUUUCGGUUGGUAAGCAGCUAGAAGCAGAUGCAACGAUGCGUAUGCAGCAUCUGGUGGUCAACUUACAUGAUGCCUUUGUGAAUCCGUCCAUUAAUGCACAUAUUCGUAAGACACUCCUUGAAAUUAUUGAACUUCAUGCUAGUGACUGGCAGCUGGAUCUGCCACAAGCCGUAUAUUAUUUCCCUUACACCAGGCUUUGAUGAACUGCAGUUAUGUUUUGUUCUACUCGUAGGUUCUUUGAAACACCCCUUUUGUGAUGCUUUUUCCAUACUUGCCAACAGUACUGUUUUUAACGGGAGACUCCCGUUUUUUUUGCUUUUAUCUUCCGUUUUCCCGUUGUUUAAGAUUUUCUCCCGUUUUUUCCGUCAAUUGUCAAAAGUUUCACUUUCUUCUCAAUAGAUAGCGCCCUUUUCUAGUCUGUCAGGGAAUAAGAUUUUUUCCAAUUUAUCACUCAUUUAGUAAAAAUUAAUUUUUUGGAAGCUUUCUUCAUUGUAUUUUCAAUGAAGCACAUGCUGUGCCGAAUAUUGCAGCAGAUUUCAAUCCUUUUGCAUCUUGAAAAUAUUUCAAUUAUUUUGGUAGUUUGCAGAUAUUUUAACAUGUGCUACCUGAUACCUACUAAUUUCAUAUUUUAUUUUCAUUAUAUAUUGAUUAAAAAAAAUUUUUGUUUUUGGA
This is a messenger RNA of Uloborus diversus, 1729 nucleotides long. RefSeq names its product MIF4G domain-containing protein A-like. The record is from RefSeq and is a predicted model, not a curated record. Gene Ontology annotation, molecular function: translation activator activity. Gene Ontology annotation, cellular component: cytosol. Gene Ontology annotation, biological process: regulation of translational initiation. Lineage: Eukaryota; Metazoa; Arthropoda; Arachnida; Araneae; Uloboridae. The coding region runs from base 160 to 1257 and encodes 365 amino acids. The transcript is spliced from 7 exons.